UAGCAGUGCACUCAGUUUCUGGUUAAUUAAUACAUUAACUGAUUAAGUUACGUACUGAUCCCAUGUUCGUUCGUCGUUAAUCAUUCAUGACGGUCCAUGUAUUUCAUUCAAUUACUAUAUUAGUUCAUGAUUUGUACUUGAGUAGUAACUGAGUUAUUAAGUUAACUGUGUGCUCUCAAGUGAAAUGUUUAAAGUAAUGUUGUAAAUUGCGCCCAUAUAAGAACUUAAUCUGUAUUACCUGUUUUUAACAAAGUUUCUAAACCGUAUCAUAUAAGGCACUGGCGAUGCAUUGAAUUCCAAUAAUGUCGAUUAUCGAUAUGAACCUUUUCUUCGCACUGUGGGGUUGCCAACUUUGGACAGCUGACUUGAGUGAGAUUUUCAUUUUGAGACAAGUCUGCACACGUAUUUACAUGUAUGUUUUAUUACAUUGGAAAUAGUCUAGGGUUUACAGACCACCUCAAUGCCUCUGAUGUGGCUAAUCUUAGGUUUAUUAUGGAAUAAUAUACAUUUGCCGUAAUAUUUCCUGUGUGAACGUGAGUCUGAAAGUGUGUCACGAGAGAUAGGUGAGAGCUGGCAGCCGCAGUCAUUGUGAAGUUGUUAUUCCGCCUAAUUUACUUAACUUUAUUCCUAUUAAUACAUUACUAAGAUAAGCAUAAUACUGAGCACGUUUUGAUGGUUGACAGGGAAAUGUAGAAGCCAUCAGGGCUUUGGGGCGAUAAAGACAAUGCCAACCGACCGUUUGUGUGAUUUGCAUACAUUUCCCCAGCGGACAUGGAGGUGGGUAGCUCUUAUCCUAGUUGCAAAGGCCGGGUCGCGCUAAUGGAAACGUGCGCUCAACGAGACAGAUGCGCCCCUUUGUCCGUUUAACAGAAAUGAUGCCAAGGGUGUAACGUCUCUUCAUGCUCACUAUUAUUUUUAACAGUCACAGCUGUACAAUUCUUGGCGGGAGGCGCCCAUUUAAAACGAAUAUUAAGAAAUGAAGCAGAUAGCAUGUAAAUGUGCCGGAACUGAGAUGCUGGUAGGAUUUUUAGAAAGGGGGUUGACUGGCAUGUUUUGUUUAUGCUCUUCUUUUUAGUUAUUUUAAAAAUAGUUUCGCAAAUCUUAGUAUUAAAAAUCUGAAACAUAUUAGCCUCAUGUGGGAAGAAUAGGAAGACGUGUCCUUUGAAAAUAACUGAACUUUGAAUAAGUCAUAUAUAUGUUUCAGAUAUAUAGAAAUAUAUUAAAUGAUGGUGCGUGUGUCCUUGCUUUGGGUCAUGGUUAGUUGUAUCUUCAUCUAUUUGAUUGUCUCAUAAAAUAUUAUUAAACAUUUUUAAUCAAUGAGUAGCAAAUAUUAGUAAAUAUUAUUAGGUUGCCAAGUAUCAUUUCAUAUCUGAAUAUGAAUAAAUAAUUACAUAUUGUCGAUAUACAACAGGCAGUGUCCAAGUGCUUUAUAUAGGGCGUAUAUGCGUCGGUCCAGUUCAGAAUCCACUCCGGGUCGCAGUUCCUACUCUCCUGCGCACUCGCUAUCGAGGCUGGGAUGCGCGCUUAUAACAGCGCACUUCUUCUGAAGCGGGGUCACAAAUAAUCGCGAUACCUCGAUUGCUGGCGGAAUGAGCCGAGCGGCUGGUGCGCAAGAUAUGUUAUGUACAAAGCCAAUGACUUUACUCGUACAUAGUACAUUAAAUUGAACAGCAAGUUUAUAUAUACGAAUAUAUUUUCUUGUCUUAUCUGACAUUGACGGAUGAAGGUGGACUAAACUUUCAGUUGUGCUACUCUGAAACAGUUUUUUGCAGCAAAGCACGCAGACAAACACAGUGAUUGUCGUUGGUCCUGCAGACCCCGAAACAUAGCUAGGAUAAAUCUUCAGGUGAAAGUGUUUCCCAGGUGAUGAGCUCACUGCUCUUCCCCAGCUACGGUAUGAAGGAUCGUGAGUCAGUGGCUCUCUUGCACUACACAGGCACAGGCUCAGCAAAGGUGACCGGUCCAUUCUCCUCGGCCAGCCUCCCGGCCUCAUUCCCCACGAUGGGCAAGCCCCAGCCGUUCAGCCUCCCGCCCGGCCCCCAGCUGCUGGCUAGCAGGCAGCUUCAGAAGCUCAACAGUCACUACCAGAGCUUGGCAGGUGCCGCUACUCCAACUGCCGGACCGCCCAGAAGCUAUGGACCGGCAGUGACUGUGGGCCCUGGACACAUCAUACCGCCACCUCUCGGGACCUCCCCGGGACCUGGACUCAUUGAUUCUGACCCAGUUGAUGAGGAGGUUUUGAUGUCUCUGGUGGUGGAGUUGGGGUUAGACCGGGCCAAUGACCUUCCAGAGCUAUGGCUGGGCCAGAACGAGGUGGAGUUCAUCUCGGAUGUUUCUGCCUUAUGAUGUGUGUGUGAUCUCCUACCCGACGUGGAGAGAGAGCCAGAGUGGCUUAGCCUGACUGUGAGUGCCUGGGAAAGGGGGUCAAGCUCCCUGCUGGCACGAUGAUGACAAUUCAGAGGACUGCAGUCAGCUGAGGACAGCGUUCCUGCAACAAGCAGCAUGUUUCUGCUUUUCUAACGGCCUUGUCUGCGUAUAAUAAAAGAGAGGAGGUGAGGUCAAGUGAAGAGAUGCUGAGAAGCCUGGGGAACCACAAAAAUCUCUGUGCAUAAAGGACCGUGUCCUGUAGACCCACCAGUGAAGUUUGCCAUUUACACCCUAACAAGCCGGCAUAUUCCCCAUGAAACUGACAUGGGGGGAAACCAAGGAAGAUGAGCCAGAUGGUUUUGCUAUUGCUGACUGUUUGCUCGCUCUGCCCGAUAGAUUUGUUUUUCUUUAGUCACCUCACCUAUUUACUGCCUACACACAAUCACAUACAAUAACGACGAAUUUCCAAAGAUCAGCACUUGUGUAUGAUGAUAUUCACUGUGUUUGGACAUGCCACAUGCGGGGCGGCAGGGUUGGGGGGGCGGGAGUUCCCAUAAGCCUGAAACCUAAGGCUGGGGAUUAACAACAAAAAGAAAAACUACAUAUAACCGGUAGCAGGGGCUAACUUCCUGGGAAAUGGUGUUUAGAGAUGACUGAAUGACUAGUGACUGGAGUUUAGUGACUGGGACUCUGUGACUGGACACUGGUCACUCGAGCUUAUUGGUUGGGGGCUGGUUACCUGGAAAUACAGACUGAGGCUUUGCGAAUGGGAAUUUCUGACCAGUGAAAAGUGACUAAUACCAUGCUGCCAUCGAAAGAAAUCAUGCGAGAGAUCGGUAAGACACAUCAAUCAGAGUGGCUCCUCUCGGUUACCUUCUGGGUGGCUGAGGGGUGUUACAGAAUUGCAUUCUUAUAGCUGCAUCUCUGAAUCUCUGCAUCAAUGACACGGGGAGCGCGGUUGGUUGAGAUCAGACACGUUUUGAAAAACAAAGCAAAUUGUGAAUACUAUCAAAUAUUCCCAAAAUAAUUGUUCAGAAGUUCGGGAGUAUGCUGUUUCCAGUUACAGGACUGCUGGAUCGUCAGUCCUGUGUAUCGUGCAUCUCUAAGGAAGAGAAUGAGAAAAGGAGUGUGUGUUGCUUUGCAUGUGUGUGUGCGCACAUAUUAGCUUUAUUGUGGGUUUUGCUAUCAGAAACUUCCACAGGGAACAAAAGCGAUUUGCCAGUGAAAACAUGCCUGUUGAGUUCGUUAUGAGGUAUUGUUCUAGCAAUUAUCAUGUGUAAAGACUGGCUUAACUGACCUCCACUGUUUUACUGUCUUAGUUUAUGGGAAGUAUCAUGCAUUUUCUUUAAUAGAGUGUUUUCCUUUUCCAAGUGUCGAGUCUCCUAGGCGAGACUGCGUGAGUGAAAAAUAAUUUGAAAUUACUGUUAAUGAAGUACGUAAAACCAUGUGAAUUUCAUUUGGUAGUCAUGAUUUGUUGUUUAUGUCAUCAUUUGUUUAUUGGUCUUUUAGAAAGGGCGCGGUGUGGUUCAUGGUGUUUCGCCUGUUUCUCAUCACACUUACUUAUGACAAUCAUUAUCACUUUAAAUUUGCUUAGCACUUUCCCUAUGUUGUAUUUUUAAUAAAUAAUGCAAACUUGCUUAACUGUGUUAAGGUAUCUGCGGCUUACUGCACGAUUAAAAAAAUGUACUUACAUAAAACUGGA
Molecule: messenger RNA, 4069 nt
Organism: Brienomyrus brachyistius
Lineage: Eukaryota; Metazoa; Chordata; Actinopteri; Osteoglossiformes; Mormyridae
Product: cbp/p300-interacting transactivator 1-like
Exons: 3
Coding region: 1867-2346 (159 amino acids)
Biological process (GO): regulation of DNA-templated transcription
Cellular component (GO): nucleus
Source: RefSeq, a predicted model, not a curated record